AUGGCUUCUCCGCAAGGCUUCUGGUCAUUACGGCUUCUUUUCUGGGCCGCACUGGUGCUUGUAUUUUCUAUUUGCUACAACCAAUUUCUACAUACUAUCUUGUUCGUCACAUUUGGGAUAGGUCGUCAAAUCCAGCCAAUCGAGGAUUUUCCCUGGGCAUGUUCUCGAGUAUACCACCCUCUCCUAGAAGCAUGUGAGGAUAUGUGGUUAGAUCAUCAUGACCGAAAGCUUUACGCCGCAUGCACGACUGUCGAGUCCCGUCAGGGAUGGGUACCGGGGGCAAACAAGUACAAUGUUUCUGCACGAUCUUUGACUGAUCAUAUCGCGGUUUUCGAUAUCGACGAUCUGGACCCUGAAUCCGGUCUACUGAGCCCACGUCAGCUGAAAAUCAGUGACUAUCCGGGUUCAUUGGAUCUUCAUGGCUUUGACGUGCGCCAUCUGGAUUCUACAACGCGAUUCUGGCUGAUCAAUCAUAAGCCUCCUGUGGAUCCUGCAACGGGCGAAUUAUUAGAUGCAUGGACCUUUGGGGCGAAUUCAACUAUUGAGGUAUUUGACCUAGAUAAGGCCACUGAGACGCUCCAGUAUGUGAAGACCAUCGCCAGUGAUGCGCUCGUCUCGCCUAAUAACUUGGCCGUCGACGCCGACGGAGUUGGACUUGUAAUCACCAACGACCACAGCGGCAAAACGGGUACCUUCCGUGACUUUGAGCUUCUUUAUGGCUUAGGGAGUCUCGCUUACUGCCGCACUGAUGUGGGCGAAUGUCACAUUGCUGAUACAAAAGGGCGGAGCCCCAAUGGUAUUGCAAGAAGCCGUGACGGUCUCUAUUAUGUCUCACAGGCUUCAGCGGGCCUGCUGACUAUCCACCAGCUCCAAAAUGGGCAACUGAAACAAGUGGAUACCAUUCCAGUUGGAUAUGGAAUCGACAAUCUUUCAUUCGAUGAGGAUGGAAAUCUCAUUGCUGCUGCUGUUCCUGAUGCGAUAGCCAUUUUGAAGAAUUUCGAACAUCCUCACGACGUCGUCGCACCAUCGACAAUUCUCAGUAUCUCACCCAAGAGGGUUGAUGGAAAAUGGGAGAUUUCAAAGGCCAUCGAAGACUCACAGGGAGAGAAACUGCCCUUUUCAACAAUUGCGAUUCAUGACACGCAGAAAGGUCUUAUGUUUGCUGCGGGAUUAUUUGCGCCGUUCAUUACGAUUUGUGAGAAGCAAGAUAUCCCCCAAGUCUAA
Molecule: messenger RNA, 1224 nt
Organism: Penicillium angulare
Lineage: Eukaryota; Fungi; Ascomycota; Eurotiomycetes; Eurotiales; Aspergillaceae
Exons: 1
Coding region: 1-1224 (407 amino acids)
Source: RefSeq, a predicted model, not a curated record